UGGAUGUCCACCUCCCCCAACUCUCUGUUCAACUCCACCACUGAGAGAAUGUUCCAACAUCAGUGGGCAGCAACCUCUCACGGGCACAGUUCACUAGACGCACACUCAAAUAGGGAGAAUAUAAACAAGGAGAGACUGUCCAAGGGGAAGGAGUUUAAUUCCACUCCAGAUCUAAGUGGAUCAGAUGAGAUCCAAAACGGCUACCUGUCAGACGACAUCUCUGACUCUGUCCAAGGAAAGAUGGCGAAUCACCUCAGAAAAUCACAUUCUGUCGAAAUGGUAAAUCGUGGAGUAUCAUCACCAGAUAGUGUAGGCCGGCCACCACUGGGGCGCCCCAGGUCAGAGACCCGUCUCUCCUCUCCAUCCUUACCCAGAAGCACACCCAAGAGGUCCAACACUCCAACCUCCUUUCUGAUGUGCUCUCCAGGCAGUGAUGAGCUGUUACAGCUACUGGAGAAUAUUGGCAGGGAGAGCAGCAACCUGAAGUCUGAGCUGGAAAAGGCCAGAAACAGGGAAGGAGAGCUCCUGAUGGAGAUGAAGAAGGCACAGGGGAAGGACAGUGAAGAGAUGUCUGCCAGGCUGGCUCAAGAGAUAGAGGUGCUGCGUAGUGAGAACAAAGAACUCUACAGACAAGCCUCCUCUGCCAGCAGUUCCAACAAACAGUAUCAGAAGAUGAUUGAAGACCUACAACAAAAGGUUCACAAUCUCCAGAAGAAAUCCACUAUGCUUGAAAAACAGGAGAAGCAGCACCCACAGGUGGAUGCCAUUCCCAAUGGAAAAGACUUCAUGAAACCCAUGUCCACUAAGGGUCAAGUAGGUCAAGGCAGAGGUGGAAUGCUGGUCGGUAAAAUUAUGAUGGUCAGUGAGAAGGGAGUGAAUACUGACCAGGAUAAAAUGAGUGUCCAAUCAGUUACAACUGGUCAGCAAACAGAACUUGUGGCCUCAUCACAGCAUGUCACCACACAGACUGGCCUUUAUGUGGGUCAAGGUCAUCUUGGCAAUGAACCUGUGACAGUUUUCCCAGUCCAGCAUGCCAUUACUCAGACUGACCUUCAAGUAGGUCAAGGCCAGCUUGGCAAUGAAUUUGUGACACUUUCCCCAGUACAGCAUGCCAUGACUCAGACAGAAGAAAGAACUGCAACAGAUGGUUUUGUCAGUCCAAGUGACAAAUUGUCACAGGAUGGUGCCUCUGGUGACCCCUUAGAUAUGGAUGAUCUAGGACCUCAUGGUCCCUUGAGGAGCAUUGGUAAUGUCAGUGAUGUGAAGGAGUUACAGAGAAGUCUUGCCAGUGCCACACUGGAGAAUGAGCUUCUCCAGUCUAAACUGACCAAGACGAACACUGAAAUGUCGGCCAAAAUUACUGAGAUAAACAACCUACUCCAAGAGUGUCGAGCAGAGCUGACAUCUGUGAAAGAAAAGAACAAAGAGCUGAAAAGCAAUGCAGAAACUCAUGACAUGAAAAUGGAGGCUCUCGUUGCACAAGUGAAGACAUUAGAGAAUUCUGCUUCAUCAAGUCAGAAAGACAAUGAAAAACUGAACAGACAGCUGAAUGAAGCCCUGGCAACCAUUAGGAGUCAGCUAAGUAGUCCUGUGGCAAACACUGCGAUGCUGGAAAAAGAAGCUGCUUUUUUGAGAGAAAAACUUUCGUUAGUUGAAGAGGAGAGGAAUAAUCUGAGACAUGAACUAAGUUGGAUCCGCCACCACAACAGCACUGCACAUGACACCACCAGGUGGCCACAAGACUCCACUAGCCAAGACAACCCUGGCACUAUGGAGCUGGCACUUGAACCAGCCACUGAGAAGCAGGAACUCCUCACAGAACUAGAUAUGCUCAAAGAUGACUUUGAAUACAUGAAAAGAGACAUGGAGCAGGUUCAGAGGAGUUUUGAUCAUCCUUCUAGUCACUCAACUGACCAGCGGUCCUCAGACCAUUAUACUUACCCACGCUCAACAAAUCGCCUUGCUCUUGCCAAACCGCACACUGCCCAUGACAGACACCCAGCCGUUACUAAUGCCAACACGACACCGGGAAAUAAAGGUGAAGUUGUGAAAAAUCUGGGCGACUUAAACGUCAAAGUUACAAUUAAAUUAGAUGAGAAGUUGAGAAAGGACCCUGUUGGAGAGAACCCCCAGGAUCACCCGCGUCACUCACGGAGAGAGCCUGUGACAUCCACGCCAAAACACCUGGCACAGACAGCAGCUUGGGUGGAGACACUUCCAGUCGGCCAAAGGGAACCUCUAGAAGCUUUGACGCCACUGACUCCAGACACUCAUGAAGGUUUACGGAAACUGCCUCCUGAAAAAAGGGAAGGUUCAAAUUAUUCCACGCCUGUGAAAAAAGUGGGUUCACUCACAGUUACACCUGAGAAGUGGAAUAACACCCAGUCACAGUCGGUGGUACCCAGAUUGAAUCUUGACAGCGGUCAUGAUGAGUCAAGGUCAGGUGCUCCAUUGUUAGGUACUCCACAGAGUAGCAAUACCAGCAGCUCUAGCCGUGUAUCUGGUGGUACAGCUAUCCACAUGGGGGAGCCACUGAUGGCAAGCAGUCCUUCCAGGGCUGUAUCUGAUGAUCGACAAACAAGGGACAUGGAACAUGGGAAAGAGCACCCAGGAGGCAGGACAGAAUAUGCAGGACACAGGACAGAAAACCCGGCACACGGGAUGAAGUUUGAAAACAGGCACAAGGAAGCACAGGAAUGUAGUACAGCCUCAGAGACCAGACACAAAGAAAACAUGGGACAAAGAAGGGAGUACGCUGCGCCUGCAAGGACUAUAGACAGGUUUGAAGAUGGAAGGUCCAAAGGAGCUAAGGAUCACAGACAAGCAGCCCUCCAGUCUGACAUAGAACAGAGGCUAUACUACCAAACCAGGGCCAGUCAUGCUGGUCACAAGGAGCACCAGGACACAAGAGCUGCUCCAGUACACUCCAGGGCACCUGUAGACCACCAGAGGUCUCCACUUUAUUCUUCAUCCAAGCCUCAUGAAAGUGCUGACAGGGGGCGGUCUUCUCUUCCUCAAAAUAAGGACCAAAGUAGGCAGGUUGGCUACGAGAGAGCAUCUGAAACUGGCUCAGUCCCCUCUAGAUCCCCAACACAGCAUGGGGCUAAUAUGAGAGACUUGUAUCAUAAUCCAUAUCACCAUGGGAAGGAUGGUGAGGCUCAAAGAGGGGGUAUUUACGUUUCGAAGACUACUGUUUCUAGCAGUCGCCAGGAGAACAGACACAGCCCAGGGGGUGGAUUGAUACGAGAGACUGUGGCGCAGAGGAUGGAGGUGAGAGAAUUCUCACAGCUGGAGCCAGAAGCUGUUACAUCAGAGGAGGAAUAUAAAGAGUUGCCAAGGUCUAAAUACACCAAAGGUAGCAAGAACCCAGAUAGGCCUGGUUUUCGGGAUCAAGUGAAUAGUAAAAGGGAAGAUAAAUCAGGAGAUGUAGAUGGCAAAAGGCAAAGUGAUUAUCAGGCCCCUGAACUGGAACAAAGGGGAAGGUCACCAAGGUCACCCCCAAGGUGGAUGAGAACCAGAGGUGUGGGAUCCCCGCCGCUGAGACACAGAAGUGACAGUCAUCAGCGCCCUCUAGGGAGGAGCAGGUCUCUGACUAAUACAAGGGUUUCGAGUCCCCAGGGGCCAGGAAGGCCCCAGGGUAGCCCCCUUACCAAUCCUGACACCACAAUGACCGUAUCAGAGUUAGAUUCUUCUCAGUAUUCAUUCAGUCAGCAUUUUCUGGAGGAGGUAGAUAAGAAAUAUGGACUGGGGGACAAAAACAAGACCAGAAAUCCCAGGAGAGUCAGUCAGACUUCAGCACCACAGAACAGCACCUACAGCUUCAGCCAUCUUGAUGGCAGUCAGCACAGUUUGGAUGACAGUCAGAGACAGGCUGCUGAAGCCAUUGAGAAGAAGUAUUUGAACUCAUCGCCAACUGCUGGUGACAGACAUCUGUCUCCCUUCAGAGGAUCUGGGGAUAGACACCUGUCGCCAUCUGGUGGAUUUGGUGACAGGCACACCAGUGGUGCCAGCUUUGACACCAGUAUUGAUAAGUAUUACCAGGUCAGAGAUACCAGCAAGAGGUCAGUUGAGGGUCAGGAAAAGGUCAACAGGUCAAAUGAUGGUGCUACUGAGUCCACUCUGAACCAAAGUUUUGCAGUUCGUGACCUCAGCAUGGAAUUUGAGCAAGUAUCAAAAAGGGCCACGGAGCCCAACAAGUUGUCCCCAGAGGAGAGAAGAUACGCUGAUAAGCUGAUAGACAAGUACCUCACACAAGCUACAGGCCUGCCUCCUCCCAAGCCUUAUGACAGGACUUAUGGGGCCAGUGAGGGCUCAACUACUGGGCAGAGGCCACUAAAUGCUUGCCAGGAGGCAUACAGUAGCAGUGAGCAUUUGCCUAAUAGGCAGGCCCCACCAAAUUCUCAUCAGAGGGAGUAUGGUAGCAGUGGGCAGCAGCAGGUGUCUGUUACCAAUGACCACUGGAGUGUGAACAUAAAAAAUUCCUCUGACCAAAGAAGAGAUAGAGGUCUGGAGCACAGUGGUGUGGUCAGUGCAGUUGACCUGGGAGAGAUGGACUCUGACUUUUCUGGUAUAGACAGUGGUCAGUUUGAGCCCUACCCUACACUGCCCGAGCCUGUCCGCCGCCCAAGAUUGUACAGUAAUACUACGGAGGAAGACUCCAUUAGUACCUCUGGCUCCACCUGGCUUAACAUUGAAAUAGCAAAACUUCACAACGACGGCUUCUAAUCACCUUCUGUCAUUCCUCAGUCACUCAGUUGUUACAUUAGGUGGCAGCGGUGGGAUGCUACUGAUCACUUCUGGGACUCACUUCUUUCCUUUCACCUACUGCUUGAUGCUUUAGUCCAGUCACAUAGGGAUGGUUUCAAGUUAGGAAAUAACAUUAGCAAAAAUACUCUGUUUGAAAAACAUUUUCUUUUCUGCUGCUUUUUAGUAACUGGAAAAUGUUGUUUUGGUGUCAAUGUACAUAAAUCCGAAAUGUGGCUUAGGUCCCAUGUAAAACAUGGCUAAGGUCCCUUGUAAAAUGUAUAGAACUGAAAAGAUAUAUAUGGCUUUUAUAGGAUGUUAGUUAAAUGUUAUAAAUCAGUGUCAUUGGUCCAUUCCAAAGUGCUAGUCAUUUUUGAAUGAUGUGGUUUCAGUAACUGUAACCUUAUUUAGAAUAACAUGUCCGUCCAUCUAAGAACGAAUUGUGGAUAAAUGAGCUUCUCUGUUGCAGUAGAAAGAACAAGACUAGAUCUCCUACUUUUGUUGACUUAUCGUUUUUUUUUUUUCUUAAUUUUUUAUUACCUUCUGUUAUUACUAUACUUGAAUUAGUGUGUGCUUUUUUCUUCCAAAGAUUGGUUAAUUUUAACAUUGUGUGACAAUCUGUAUGUUAUACCUUGUACUGUACUCUGUUGCAGAUAAAUAUACCAAAUCGUGAUUAUAUCUUAUUUAAUCCAUUUUAAGUGUAAUUUUGCCUUCAUAUUGUAUCAUGGCGUGGCACUUUACCUUUGUUAUGAUUUUUUUUCUUUUUGUACAUCAGUUAUUGUGUCGUACAGCUUUUUAUGAAUAUAUGGUACAAGGAAAAUGAUACGGUUUGUAUAUGUAAAAGUCUUGAUAUCAAGUUGAAUACUCCCUGCAGUAUAUGUGCCACAUAGUUUCUCUCCUAGAUGUUGUAAUGUUUUUGAACUGUUUAUUUUAUUUACAAGUAUUUGCUAGCUGGCAAAACAAGCAUAGAACUGGCCAUUGGUGUUGAUGCACAGCUUUUUUUGUGCUGAAAAUCCCUUUUUAAGGAAUCUUUAUAAAGGCGUGUAGGAAUUUUUUAUGGAAUUUCCAGGUUUCAUUUAUAGUAUAAUCACUGGUUGAUAAACGAAAUUUGUGAGAUAUUUAGAUUACAUGUAGUUGGUUUGCUAGUUUAUAUAAACAUAUCAGUGAACUGGUAAUUAUGCAGUAAAAAGACAUUCCUCUGUGGGCACAAUGCCCUGGCAGAAAUUUUAAGAAUUCCCUACAGAGAGGAUGAAUAAGUUUUAAAUUUUCAUGAAGUAUUGUUAUUAAAACAGGUCCCAGAAGAAAUAUUUAAUGUUUCUUUGAUCAGUUAAAACUAUAUGUACUUUUACUUGCAUGUAAACAUAUCAUAGUGACUAACUUAGCAAUGUGAUCAGCAAAGAUGAGGUGGGCAAUAUACAAAUGCACUUCUUAAUUAAUAAAUAGAAUAAUUGUUAAUAAUAAAUUAAGCUUAAUAAUAUAGUUUUACAUAGGUCUGUAGAUAGAAGCAUUGUAAUCCAGUCACUGGGUCACUUUUUCAAUGUUUAGUUUUUUGAGUAUGAUCUGGGAACCAAAUUGUUCCCUUUGGAGGAUUUAUUUAUUUUUUAUGUAUGAAAAAAAGGGGGUUAUAAAGUUGGUAGAUUAUGUACGAGAGCUUCAAGAUGGGGAAAAAUUCUAGGGAGAUCGGGAGGGGGGGUGUCCUUACAACUUAGUAAACUCUGUGCCUAAUCCUAAUAAAAAUGCAACAUCAGGUGCUCUUUGAGAGUUAUACAACUACAUGAUGUAGCUAAGAAUUAUUAUAAUGUCAUUUUAUUAUAUGUGAUACACUUAUAUUUAAGGAUUUAGUUUGAUUUUUCAAUAGUUGUCUUUCUACACUCAUUAGGAAACUAUGGAUUGCACUUUUCAUGCCCGCAGUAAUUUACUACAUAUCCUAUUUUAUGAUAAUAAUAUUAUAUUCCUCUUUAUAGCAGUGUUUCUAUUUAUAUUAUUUUUUUAGAAUGGGUAAAAACUGGCAUCUGACACCCAUAUCUUUCUUAAAUUGCCACAAACUUUUUUUUCUAACAAAUAUCAUAAUCAGUAUCACUGUCAAUCCAAUAAAUUAUAACCUGUCUGCAACCAAUUUUAUUUUAACUUGUUUACAGCUUGACUGAAUACUUUAUGUUAUAUACAAUUAUCCCAGAAUGUUUUAGAGUUAAAGAUAUAAACUUACAUGAAACCCCGAUCUGAAAAACUAACUAAAAGAGGUACAGAGAACACAUUUAUUGUGAACAGAAAUACAUCUUACAGAUAGACCAUACAUAUACAUACAUACAUACUGACACAUCAUGUACAGGUAAAUCUCACCACAAAUUAAAUAAAAUUCUAAAUCUGGUACAAAAAGCUUCAAUCCAACAACACAAGCACCAAUAUUACUUGGUAUCACAUACACAUGUACUUAAGUAUAAUACGGCUUUUAAAACUAAAUGGUUAAAAAAAGCUGUUAGUAAAAUUAUGCCUAGUAAAACGAUCAUAGGGAUAUGGCAGUUAUUGGUGGUACAUAUUAUUUUGGCCAUUUAAAGGUGGGAUAUGUCUCCAGUCUGACACCUAAAAUCACAUCAGUCAAAAUUUGAGACACAGGCUCUUGGUGAUAAGAAGUGACCCAUAAAAAAAUUACAUACUGGGACUUUACAUUUUGGGGUAAAUAAAUGUACAAUACAUAGCAUUCACAUCUUUAAAAAGAAAUUGAUAAUAUCUAAAUUUAUAUCUCUUUAUGGCCACUCCACAGUGUUUUCCCUUUCUGGCCUAAUUUGCCCCACUAGUUCUUAUAAAAGAGUGGAAAGACAACCAUUUUUCUCAAAAUAAUGCAAACAAUUAGAGUAGAAAAAAUGAAAUGCCUGCUAACACAUAUUUGUACACAAAAGAAUUUACAGCAGGGAAAUCUGUGGAAUGGCCUAAUACUAGAAAAUAAAAGUUUCAAAAUGUGAGAACAUUUAUCAAAACAAUACCU
Molecule: messenger RNA, 7726 nt
Organism: Lingula anatina
Lineage: Eukaryota; Metazoa; Brachiopoda; Lingulata; Lingulida; Lingulidae
Molecular function (GO): protein binding
Source: RefSeq, a predicted model, not a curated record